AUGCCCGAACCAACGCCCACACCCCCGGUAAUCGCAAUCCUAGACACAGACACCACAGUCCCCUCCAUCCAACACUCCCACGGCAAAUACUACAGCGCCGCCUACAUCCACCACCUCACAGCCGCCGCGACCGCCGCCUCCCUCCCCGUCCCGACCUUCACGACCCACAACGUCCUCGAGGACGCCUACCCAGACCCGGCCGCCGUCUCCGCCAUCCUCAUCACCGGCUCCAUCGCCGCCGCCUACGACACCCACCCCUGGGUCCUCCGCCUCGCCGCCUUCAUCGCCGACGUCUACGCCAACCACCCGCGCGUCCGCAUCUUUGGCACCUGCUUCGGCCACCAGCUCAUCGGCCAGGUCCUCCUCGGCCCGCACGGCGCCGUCGUCGAGAAAGACCCCGCCGGCUACGAGUUCGGCGUCCAGACCAUCGCCCUCCACCCGCGCCUGGUCGCCGAGUACCCCUGCCUGCGCGGCCUCGCCCAGGUCAACGACGGGCAGCAAAAGGACGUCCACGGGCUGAGGCUGCAGAUGUGCCACGGCGACCACGUCGCCCUCCCCGCGACGCUGCCGGGCUCGUGGCUCAACAUCGGCGGCAGCGCGCAGUGCGCCGUCCAGGGCCUGUACGAGCCCUCGCGCGUGCUCACCAUCCAGCCGCACUUUGAGGGCGACCAGGUCAUGAUGGAGGAGACGAUCAAGCACUUCUACACGCCGGAGAAGGGCUUCUCGCCAGAGUUUCUGGAGAAGGCGUUCGAGGGCACGAGGAGGCAGGACGACGCGGGCGUUGCCGCGGAGUGGGUUUUGAGGUUCUUGUUGGGCAUUUCAUAG
Molecule: messenger RNA, 825 nt
Organism: Colletotrichum siamense
Lineage: Eukaryota; Fungi; Ascomycota; Sordariomycetes; Glomerellales; Glomerellaceae
Product: putative glutamine amidotransferase-like protein
Exons: 1
Coding region: 1-825 (274 amino acids)
Cellular component (GO): nucleus; cytosol
Source: RefSeq, a predicted model, not a curated record